Molecule: messenger RNA, 1342 nt
Organism: Planococcus citri (citrus mealybug)
Lineage: Eukaryota; Metazoa; Arthropoda; Insecta; Hemiptera; Pseudococcidae
Product: E3 ubiquitin-protein ligase TRAIP-like
Exons: 4
Coding region: 207-731 (174 amino acids)
Biological process (GO): protein ubiquitination; replication fork processing
Cellular component (GO): nucleus; site of DNA damage
Molecular function (GO): ubiquitin protein ligase activity
Source: RefSeq, a predicted model, not a curated record
GUACGUUUUACGACAAAAAAGAAUUUAAUCCAGCUUGUUCCUGCUAAUUUUUCGCCAUCGUUUAUCGUUUAUUGAAUUAUCGUGUUUUUAUGAGUACCAUUCGAGUAUAGAAUUUAAUUGAAGCGAGCUUAAUUCCGUUUCAUUACUUCCCAUUUACCGAGCAGGUGUUUACAAUCGGCUAUUCUCCAUUACCUGUACCGUUCAAAAUGAACGCCCUAUGUUCAAUCUGUCUCGAUCUGUUCCAUAAAUCAUCGCAAGAAUCUGCGUAUUCGUCGAAAUGUGGUCAUGUUUUCCAUCACAAGUGCAUUCUCGACUGGCAUGAAAAAUCAAAAACAUGUCCAGAUUGUCGAGUUUCGUUUACCAAAGAAGAAAUCUACAAGUUGAAUUUUCAUUGCGACGAUGCUUCAGAAGCUUCUUUCAUUGGAAUGGAUUCGAAAGUUAAAGAAUUGCAAGUAGAAUUGACCAAGAAAAUUGACGAACUUGCGGAAGCGCAGAUCGAAUUAGCUAAGAAGAAUAGCGAAAUAGUAGAACUUGAAGAAACCUGUAAAACUGUUAUCGAGAACGUUGAAACUCUAAGCGCCGAAAACGAACGAAUAAAAAAAGAACUGCAAUCGGCUAAAAAAAUGAUGGAGAGUAGUAAAAUACGUGUGUUCGAAAGUAAGGAGAAUUUAGAACCAUCUUCGGAGGCUAUUGAGCCCAAUGAGACUGUCGGCUCGAUUUCAAUUACGUAGUUAAAUUGCAUUUUGUUCCUAUGACCGAACUAUCAAGUCGAGAAUAUUAACGAAUUUAGACGAUUUAUUGUACCAUUUUGUUUCUGUUUCUUGCGUAUACGAAUUUAGCGCUGAUGUUUAAUCUUAUGUAUCCUUUUCGUUCCGGAUUACUCGUAUUUAUCUUCGAUUUCGUUUGUAUAUGUAUUUUACCACUACUGGUGUUCAAUAAUCGUGUGUAGAUACCUCUCAUUGUGAACCUAUUUAGUUAUGAAAGCCUGAAAGAGAAUCGUCUAUACCUAUCUGUGAUUCAGUGUUCACUGUUCGUGUGUAAAUUGCUACGAAAGGAUAUAAAUUUUUUUUUGAUUGACAUCGUUUUUCGUUGAAUUUUUUUUUUAAUGAUACAUCUCUGUUAAUUAUUUUAUAUUGUAGUUUUAGUUUUAAGUCAACUGCGUUAUCCUUUCUGUUUUUUUGCCAAUCUUUUUUCAAUUUGUCGUGUGUAUAAUGAGAUGUAGUCUGACAGAGAAAAUACCUUAGAUGUAAUUAUGAUCAUAAAUUGAAAUGUUUAAAUCAAUGAAUGGUGCUGUUUGUGAAGUACAAUCUUAUCUUAUUAAAAGUACGAUGAAGGAUGGAAA